AAACUCUAUUUCUUUCCUUUUUGUUUCUCUACUGAACAGAAGACAACAAGAGUAGAGAGAGCCAGAGAGGUGUACAACUAGUCUACACAAUACACGCUAGCAUAAGGAUCAGACACAAUUCCCUAGAAACCGCCCAAAAGCUUCCUGCUUCGGCUUUGGCCUUGUGAUUAUUAUUAUUAUUGGCUCCCAAAGAUUUUCUUUUCUUUUCUUUUCAUCAUUCAGAAGGAGCAGAGAGAAAUAAAUUCCCUUGGCGAGAUUCUUGUGGAGAUGAGUUAGGUGUCAGGACCAGUCAUAAAUUCUGCCUGUUCUUCCAGAUCUGUUCCGUGCUGUGCUUCGCUUUGCAACGGGAAGAAAUUCUCUCGGCCCAGGACAGGGCGCUCUCCCUGCUUCGAGUAGGAGGUUGUGAGCUUCGGUUCUUGGGAGAAAUCUCUGGUCUAGGCAUGGGUCGUCGCCAGAGCCCAAUCUCGCCGCUCAGAGUUUCUUGAUUUGUUCAGAGUUUCCAUUUCUCGCGCAGAAAGUUUGUUCCUUACAAAAGUUGAUUCUUUUUUCUUCAGGAUUUUGUGUUUGAGUCGUGUUGAUUUCUCCUUGUGCGAGUCCACUUCUAGCGGUGAGCUUGUUCCUGAAUCCCGUAGUGUUCAAAGCAGAAAUCGAGUUCGUGCUUAAAAAUCCUCAUUUUCCUUGGUUUCUGGGCAGCACAAUCACAUCUCCGUUCUUACUUAAAUCUCGCGACAGCUCACAGCUUUCCAUACUCGUUUCCUGUCUCGAUUUCCUCGUAUCUUCCAGGUCGGCUCUUGCUCAUCUUUCCCGAUUUGUUCCUGAGAGUGAGAGCCUAUAAAAAUUCCACCUUUUCCUCUUUCCACUCCACGGGGUGCUGUUUUGCUUGGUGAUUUCUUCUCGCAAUGGGCAACGUGUUCGCGUGCAUGCCGCACAAGGAGCACCGGGGCGCGGCCGCGGUGUCGCGCAGCAAGCGGAUGGGGAGCGCGCGGUCGGCGCGCGGCGCGCCGAAGCUGACGCCGGCGGAGGAAGAGCUGCUGCACCGCCAGGCGCUGGCCAUGGCCAUCCACCAGCACCUCGACGCCGGCGGCUCCAUGUCGCGCCGCAUCGACGCCGGAGCCUCCCUGUCCCGCCGCAUGGGGCCUGGCUCCACCAGCUCCCGCCGCCGCGGCGACCUGCCGGAUUCUGUCACGAAUGCCAAGACCGCCCAAAUUGUUCUGGAGAACUUGGAAACAAAGAAAAUUGUCCUUGUUCAUGGAGAAGGAUUUGGUGCUUGGUGUUGGUACAAGACCAUCUCUCACUUGGAGGAAGCUGGUCUUGAUCCUGUUGCCUUAGACCUCACAGGUUCUGGCAUAGACCAUACUGAUACAAACAGCAUAGCUACAUUAGCAGAUUACUCCAAGCCAUUAAUCGAUUACCUUGAAAAACUUCCUGAGAAUGAGAAGGUUAUUCUGGUCGGCCAUAGUUGUGGAGGUGCAAGCGUGUCAUAUGCAUUAGAACGCUGCCCCAAAAAGAUAUCAAAGGCUGUAUUUCUUACUGCUACCAUGGUAAAGGAUGGCCAGCGGCCCUUUGACGUGUUCUCAGAGGAACUUCGUUCAGCAGAUGUUUUCUUGCAAGAAUCGCAGUUUUUACAUUAUGGAAAUGGAAAGGACAAGCCUCCUACUGGUCUCAUGUUUGAUAAACAGCAGAUCAAGGGGCUCUAUUUCAACCAAACUCCUUCCAAGGAUAUGGCAUUAGCCGCUGUAUCGAUGCGGCCCAUCCCUCUAGCCCCAAUCAUGGAGAAGCUCUCCCUUACCCCUGAAAACUACGGCACUGUCCGCCGCUACUUCAUCCAGACGCUUGACGACCAUAUGCUCUCGCCUGAUGCCCAAGAGAAGCUGGUCCGCGAGAACCCACCUGAUGGCAUCUUCAAGAUAAAGGGCGGCGACCACUGCCCCUUCUUCUCGAAGCCGCAAUCCCUCAACAAGAUCUUGCUCGAGAUCGCACAGAUCCAGGCUCCGGUGACACUGUUCCCAGGCAAAGCAGGCGCAGAGGAAACUGCCGUCGCGAAAUCAUGACUGCAUGUAUAUGAAAUGAGUAGCACAUAGGUUGCAAAAGGCGAUGCCGGGUUUAAUUGAAAUCAGCUGUCAGAUAAUAAUUUAGGAAGGUGAAAUGUUCAUUUCUUCUGUGAUCAAGUAUAGAGAAUGAGAUAUUGUCAGAUAGUUGCCUUUUACCUUGUGAAUCAAAUAUGAAGUCAGAACAAAUCUUACAGUCUGUGAUGUGCAUGGCUGCCGAGCUACU
Molecule: messenger RNA, 2274 nt
Organism: Phragmites australis (common reed)
Lineage: Eukaryota; Viridiplantae; Streptophyta; Magnoliopsida; Poales; Poaceae
Product: putative methylesterase 14, chloroplastic
Exons: 5
Coding region: 900-2051 (383 amino acids)
Biological process (GO): jasmonic acid metabolic process; salicylic acid metabolic process
Molecular function (GO): methyl jasmonate esterase activity; methyl indole-3-acetate esterase activity; methyl salicylate esterase activity
Source: RefSeq, a predicted model, not a curated record